ACUCUCGUCCUCGCUAAGUGUCCUCGGCGUCUCAACCACAGCCUCCCGAACAGGUCGUGCAUUUUACAGCAAAGUCAUCCGUGUUUAGUCUUUAAAAACAUACCAUAAAAAGAACGUAGGCUAAGCGAUGGAAAUGUGUAUUUCCUAGUGAGUCGACUUGGGUCCUGAGAAGCCACUCCUACGACACAUCUACCUCACGCACGCAAACAACACUAGUUAAUCUCGCACGCCGGGCUUCGUGUGUCUGACAUGAUGUCCGCCAUCUGUCGAUGCGGUCUGCUCAGCCGUGUCUCUAAGUUACACACGAGCUCGACACAGGUCCUGAGGUGUGGGUACGUUGUGCCUCCACAGAGGAGGACGCCCGACAUCCGCCUGCGAGUUGGACACAGCGCCGUAACGCAGACGACCGUGAGCAUGGCGAACAAGGGGAGGAAGCGCAGUGUGUCUGGUUCGAGGUGCCUGUCAAGUUCAACUGAGAAUGGAGCAACUCGAGUGAAGAGGGUUUCCAUCGAGGGCAACAUUGCUGUUGGAAAGUCGACCAUCGCAAGACUCAUGCAGUCAGCUUGUCCUGAAUGGGAGGUGGUGGCAGAACCAGUCAGCCAGUGGCAGCACAUUGAGAAUGGGACCUUGCAGGGGCCAGACGCGUCCCCCCAGACGACAGUCAGCAACCUGCUGCAGAUGAUGUACCAGGACCCUCAGCGCUGGUCCUACACGUUCCAGACGUUUUCCUGCAUGAGCCGCCUGAGAACGCAGCUGCAGCCUCCUCAGGUUCACCUGCUGAGCUCAGAGAGAACACCUGUCCAGGUGUAUGAGCGCUCCAUCUACAGCGACAGAUACAUCUUUGCCCUGAACAUGUUUGAGCUGGGUUGUAUCAACUCGACAGAGUGGGCAGUCUACCAGGACUGGCACUCCCUCCUGGUGGAACAGUUUGGACACCAGGUGGAGCUGGAGGGCAUUAUCUACCUCAGGGCUCCACCAAAGAAAUGUAUGGAGCGUCUGGAGCACCGGGGAAGGGCAGAAGAGAAAGGCGUGAAACUGGACUAUCUGGAUAAGCUGCAUGUUCAACAUGAGAAGUGGCUUGUUGAGAAGAGCACUGAAUUACAUUUUGAGAAGCUGAAACAAAUACCUGUGUUGCAACUGGAUGCCAGUGUGGAGUUUCAGAGUGACCAAGAGGUGCAGGAGGAAAUGAUUAGAAAGAUGAAAGAAUUCUUCAAAGCUUUGUGAGAAGACGAGACGUCAGCUACCAUCACCAGUGGGAAACGGAUGAGACCAGUACAAAUAACUACACAAGUCUCUCAGAGAGGGACGGAAAUAUAAAGUAGUAUUCAAGGGUUUCUCUUCUUGAUAAGUUGCAGGAGCGGGUCAUGAAACACAGAUUUAGUUUUUUUUUCUGUCCACAAAUGUUUUACCUCAAAAGAAACUGUGAGUGUUGCAUUGUUUUCUGCUUUUGUUAUUUGUAUGUUAUGUUAGUUAAAAGUUAGUUGUUAUACUGUUAAUUUCACUUGAAAUCUAAACUAAGUCUGUGCUGUUAUUUUUUGGAAACAGUUUUCUGAGCAUCAGACAGUUGUUGUGUCAGUUACUGACAAUGAACAAGUAUUGUAAGUAUUUUAUUAGUUGUGUGUUAUCAAAUACAAACCCAUUCUUAUUGUUGUGAUGUAUUGUACCAUUUUUUUAAUCAAUUAAAUGACAUCUUUUAUUCCUA
This is a messenger RNA of Cyclopterus lumpus (lumpfish), 1702 nucleotides long. RefSeq names its product deoxycytidine kinase-like. Gene Ontology annotation, cellular component: cytoplasm; mitochondrion. The coding region runs from base 250 to 1224 and encodes 324 amino acids. The transcript is spliced from 7 exons. The record is from RefSeq and is a predicted model, not a curated record. Gene Ontology annotation, molecular function: deoxynucleoside kinase activity. NCBI's taxonomy places the organism in Eukaryota, Metazoa, Chordata, Actinopteri, Perciformes, Cyclopteridae.